UCUGAAUUGCAGUUCCUUAACAGCGAAGUCAAUAUUAACAAGCAAGUGAAGCGUUUAUGCGUUUUUAUUUUUCGUUUAUUUUAUUCUGAUUGUGCUUAGGUCAACUUUAUUCAACAGUGACAUUGUUUAACAGAUGGAUCAAGUCGUGUGUUCGUAUUUUUGAGGUGGUAUGGGGUUAAGAGGGGCGUGGCUUUUCAUUGUACUGCCUAUAUCUCCGCCUUUGGACUCCACAAUAAGUGCCCUUAGAAGGAAAGCCUGUCAGACUGUAAAGUCGGGAGCUUUUCAGUGCUCAGAGUGGCUGUAAAUUCCUCAAUAGUUAGAAGAAAAAAAUAUAAAAAUAAAAAAAGGGAUUAAAAAACACUUCUGCUUAGUGUGGUCAUAGUCGUUGGGCGUUUGCAGCCUAUCAGUAUCUUGGGAUAAUCUCCAAGAAGCCAAUCUAUUUGAUACCGACCGAGCCAAAGGGGAGCUGCGCGCUCCGCCGCGGAUGACAGAAGCAUGGAGAUGCUGCGCCGCUCCUCCGUGUUUGCAGCCGAAGUCUUCGACCGCUCGCCCUCCGACAAGGAGCUGGUGUCCCAGGCUAAAGCCCUGUGCGGGGACUACAUCCACUCCAGGCUGAACCGGGCCGGGAUCGGACUGUCGAAGCCCGAACACGGACUGGCUGCGUCAGGUGGUUCUCUUGGAGAGAUAUCGUCGGUCCUCUUAUGGCUGGGUGAUGAGUUGGAGUACCUUCGUCCCAAUGUGUACCGCAACGUAGCGAGGCAGCUGAACAUCACAGUGGCAUCAGAGAGUGUGGUGUCUGAUGCGUUCCUGGCUGUUGCAGCAGACAUUUUUUCCACAGGUUUGGGUGUGACAUGGGGGAAAGUGAUUUCCUUGUAUGCAGUGGCGGGGGCCUUGGCAGUGGACUGCGUUCGACAUGGUCAUCCCGCAAUGGUCCACACCAUUGUUGACUGCAUGGGGGAGUUUGUUCGCAAGAGUCUGACUCCAUGGCUAAAACGGCGAGGGGGCUGGAUGGAUGUUACAAAAUGUGUGGUGAAUACUGAUCCAAGCUUCCACUCUCACUGGCUAGUGUCUGCUGUUUGUGCAUUUGGACACUACCUGAAGGCUGUUGUAUUUGACCUCCUAAGAGAGAAGUUAAAAGACUGAGUCACACGAUGGAGUGCAGAAACGAUAGACCAGCACAGUACCACAACCGUUAAGCAUCCAUGGUUUUUGGAGUAUGUUUACACUAAUUUGCACUGAACCUUUGUCAAUGAACACAUACCUAUUUCACAGACCCGAACUUUCAUUCUUUCAUAGGCUUUCUUUUGUCUAUUUAUUAUUAAUGCUUAUUUUGAGGCAUGUAUGAUGUGAAUGUACACAAAUGCACUCUUUAUGCUUUUUAAAAUAUUUGUUUUAACCUUUUUUUCCCACAGACUGUAGAACCUCAUGUUUUUCUGCCUGUAUGGUGCUGACCUAGUGAAAAUAAAUACUAACUGCUUUACAUUUAUAUGCAAAGUUAGAAAGUUCUUAAUAAUGAUGGAUAUGAGAGACAGUACAAAAUUAUGUGCAGAGUCUUUAAUGAAAGUCCUAGUCAGAAAAUUUUACUUUGUUAUAAAGAAAAUCAAUCCUCUGUUUCACUGUUUUAUAUUUCUCAUCAGAAUAGCUUAUCACUGAUCUUAUACAAGUUUUUCAGCUACAACAUGUAGAAAUGUAAAGCUAAAUGUCUCAUUAUAGUGACAGCUUGUAUGUAGUUUCCGGUUUUAAUACUCCUCUUUUACUACUUUGUUUAGGCAUAAUUGACUUAAACAUGGGCCCAAAUUGGAUAUCUUAAAUUGAUGAAUUUUUUCCUCUUUUUCGUGAUAAUGGCACAAUGGCACAUUUUAGUUUUCUCAAAAAAGAGGAAAACAUUGAAAAGAAUUAUUAGAAUAGUCGUCCUGUCUUCAAAGUUGUAUUCUUUGUUGAUGGGAAGUCAUUCAAAGCAGUUUCUCAUCCAUCUCAAUUCUUCAUGGUGAGGCUGCGUAUUAUAUUGCUCUAUUGCUUUUUUCAGUAAUUUAAGUCACAGCAUGUCACUAUGAGCACUUUUUAUACAGUUGGUUGGUUAGUAGAAUUUAUUCCAUGAAUAAUUGUACUUUUGCAUGGUACAUAUCACCGAGCGACAUACAAAAUACUUUGUCAGUCAUCUGUAAUUGUUAAUAUUGUCUUUAAUAAAUGGUUCAAAGAAGUGUAGUA
Menidia menidia (Atlantic silverside) is the source of this 2208-nucleotide messenger RNA. The record is from the annotation of a GenBank genome assembly. NCBI's taxonomy places the organism in Eukaryota, Metazoa, Chordata, Actinopteri, Atheriniformes, Atherinopsidae.